Molecule: messenger RNA, 1836 nt
Organism: Schizosaccharomyces osmophilus
Lineage: Eukaryota; Fungi; Ascomycota; Schizosaccharomycetes; Schizosaccharomycetales; Schizosaccharomycetaceae
Product: metallopeptidase
Exons: 3
Coding region: 1-1836 (611 amino acids)
Cellular component (GO): cytoplasm
Source: RefSeq, a predicted model, not a curated record
AUGAGUCAAAUCAUUCUAGACAAUAUUCAAAACAAUGAUACUGUAUACCAUAGAUUUGUCAUUGUUCAUGGUAGAGUCACCAAAAACAAUUCCCAUGCUUCUGCCAUAGUAACAGUGAAGCAUUCCGGCGAUACAUUUCCACAACAGGUUUGGGUUGUCACGAAGUCUUACUUUAAGGCUCUUGUUCAAGUAGUGCCAGGCGAAAAUGAAAUUUUAUUUCAAACCGAUGAUGGAUUUGAACUCCCUUUGCAUUUGACUUAUCAAGUUCUUAAUGAUAAUCCUUUCUACCGAAUUGGCCUUGUUGUAGGAAGAGAUUCUGAUUUAAGAUUUGACGCUCCUUAUGGCAUGAAGAAUGACCUUGACGAAGCGAUCCGCAAAUUGCGUUGCGCAGCUUAUCUUUGGCAAGCAUUUACUGCCGAAUGUAUGUACAGAAAUGGAUUUGGUAGGCGUACAUUUCGCUUGGAAGAAAACGUCCAACCUGACACAAUGUCUUGUCAGUCAGCAUGGGGCACUGAAAGACUGACUGCUUCAAUUCAUGUAUUGAGAUCAGACAAAACGGCUGAAGAAAUUCGAUCUACUCCGCCUGAUCAACUUUUUCACGUUGCUGGAAAUGCCGUUGAUAAAUUGAAUCUUCCAGAGCCAUGGCAUUACAUCUGCAUGUUGUUAGAUACUCGCUAUGAUCCUUCUUCAAAAGAAGUCCGAGGCCAUGUUGCUUUAGGAGGUGGUACUGAUAUGCAUAAACUAGGUGUCUUUGGUUCCCAUUCUUUGCAUUCUUUUCCUAGCGCUUUAGAAUAUGUUGUACCUGUUUUCAGCGAUGUCAGAAGGCUUCCCGAUUACUUAGCAAACGAUGCUAAUGAAAGUUCUACUGUCUGGGAGUGUGCUAAUAUUGGAAUUGGAGCUAUACUACAUGAACUUGGUCAUACCCUUGGAUGCCCUCAUCAGCCAGAUGGCAUUAUGCUACGUUCUUACCCAAUUUUUAACCGUAGCUUUACAACGAGAGAAUUUGAAUGUGUCCGUACAGGAAGUAAAGGUCUUGCUCCCGUACUUCCAAAAGAUGAAUGCUCGUGGCAUUACUUAGACCUAUUAAGAUUUUAUUAUCAUCCACUUUUCCGACUUCCUUUUGAUCAGCCUUAUCCAUCAGACGUUGAAACAAGUUACUAUGUAAGUGGCGAUCAGAUAGUGUUUACAAAUGAUGCUGGGAUAUUCCUUGCGGAAAUUGAAUAUAAUGGUCAGACCAAGGGAUGGAAAAUUUUCAAUCCUCCUGAGGAGAAAGCUGCUUUUACUGAUGCAGAGAUUCGAUCGCUGUCGAACGCCGAUUCUGGUCAAGACUAUCGUAUCCGAAUCCUAACUAGGAAUUACAAAACGAUGGAUUUGAGUGAUGUUCCUGGAAUCAUUAGGAAUGCAAAGAUCUCUACCAAUUUUGGUAAUAUAUAUCGCUCCGAAAGAUUUGGUCUUCGUGGAUGCAACGGGAAUGAACUAACUAAUCUUUUAUUUUCACCCGACAAGAAAAUCACUAAAGUACGCGUGCAUUGUGGUCUUGCUUUAGAUGGUAUUGAAGUCUUUUUUGGUUCAGAAUCUGCCCUUCUUGGAAAUUGUGGGGGAAGUCCUCACGAUUUCGACACAACAGGCAGCAGUAUUUCCGGGUUUCUUAUUCGUAGUGGAGCCUGGGUAGAUGGAAUUAGUAUUAUUUUGGAAAAUGGCAACACUAGCCCCUUUUUUGGUAAUGCAAAUGGCGGUGGUCAAAAACUGUAUAAAAUUCCUGAAAAUUCCAGAUUGGUUGGCUUUUACGGAACGCUGGCGGGCUUUAUGGAUUCUGUUGGAUUCUUUAUCCAGUAG